Molecule: messenger RNA, 1630 nt
Organism: Calypte anna (Anna's hummingbird)
Lineage: Eukaryota; Metazoa; Chordata; Aves; Apodiformes; Trochilidae
Gene: TACR3
Product: tachykinin receptor 3
Exons: 5
Coding region: 302-1630 (442 amino acids)
Biological process (GO): G protein-coupled receptor signaling pathway; positive regulation of flagellated sperm motility
Cellular component (GO): plasma membrane; sperm midpiece
Molecular function (GO): tachykinin receptor activity
Source: RefSeq, a predicted model, not a curated record
CUCCUUCUGCAAAACCAAAAGCAAGAGGUGGCUGUGCAGAGGAGGAAUGGGAUAUGUUUCUAUCCAGAGGCAGCUCUCCUGACUCAGCUGGUGCAGCAUUUCUAGCAGUUGGAACACCACAGCCAAAGCUUUUUUUCUGACAGAGCUCUCCUUCCCACCACCUGCUGUGCUGCCUUGCUUCCUUUUUCCCAACCCCCCCCCUUACUUUCUUUCCUUUUCUUACCUGUUAGCGGGGAUUUUGGAGGGCUGGGAGUGGGAACUGGGAGAGGAGCAUCAUCCUUGGAAGAGAGGAACCUCCAAGAUGACUUCUGUACCCACAGCCACCUGGAACAUCAGCAUGAGCAGCAGGUGGAACAUGAGCCUUGCUGCAGCGGGCAGUCCCUGGGGAGAGGUGCUGGAAGCACCAGUUGGAAAUGCUUCUCCCCCAGUAGCAUCCUCAGCAGCCAACUUCUCCAACCAGUUUGUGCAGCCCUCUUGGCGCAUUGCCCUGUGGUCCCUGGCUUACGGCAGCGUGGUGGCGGUGGCCGUUUUUGGAAACCUCAUUGUCAUCUGGAUUAUCCUGGCUCACAAGCGCAUGAGGACGGUGACCAACUACUUCCUGGUGAACUUGGCCUUCUCAGAUGCCUCCAUGGCUGCUUUCAACACCCUCAUCAACUUCAUCUACGCGCUGCACAGCGAGUGGUACUUCGGAGAGGCUUACUGCCGCUUCCACAACUUCUUCCCCAUCACAGCUGUCUUCGCCAGCAUCUACUCCAUGACAGCAAUAGCUGUGGACAGAUACAUGGCCAUUAUUGAUCCCUUGAAACCCAGGCUCUCUGCAACUGCUACCAAGGUGGUCAUUGGGAGCAUAUGGAUUUUGGCUUUCCUGUUGGCCUUUCCCCAGUGCCUUUACUCCAUCACCAAGGUGAUGCCUGGGAGAACUCUUUGCUAUGUAGCAUGGCCAGGUGGUCCAAACCAGCAUUUUACGUAUCAUGUCAUUGUGAUUGUCCUGGUCUACUGUUUCCCACUGCUUGUCAUGGGCAUCACUUAUUCCAUAGUGGGAAUUACCCUCUGGGGAGGAGAAAUACCAGGUGACACGUCCAACAAGUACCACGAGCAGCUCAAAGCUAAGAGAAAGGUGGUGAAAAUGAUGAUUGUGGUGGUUCUGACAUUUGCCAUCUGCUGGCUGCCCUACCACAUUUACUUCAUAGUUACUGGGAUCUAUCAGCAAUUAAAUAGGUGGAAAUAUAUUCAGCAAAUCUAUCUGGCCAGCUUCUGGCUUGCCAUGAGCUCUACAAUGUACAAUCCUAUCAUCUACUGCUGCCUCAAUAAAAGGUUCCGAGCUGGCUUCAAGAGAGCUUUCCGGUGGUGCCCCUUGGUGGAGGUGUCCAGCUGUGAUGAGCUGGAGCUGAAGGCAGCCAGGUUUCACCCCACCCAGCAGAGCAGCCUCUACACCGUGUCCAGAAUGGACUCCAACAUGACUGUGGUGAUGGACACCAACGAUGGAGACAACACCCAGGCCAGCCGUAAGAAAAGAGCAGUGCAGAGGGACUCCAGCUUCAAUGGCUGUUCACAGAGGAAUUCCAAGACCAUUUCCGUGGCCUCAAGUCUCAUCAGUUCACUGCACACACCAGCAGGUGAUUAUUCCUAA